Cooperia oncophora is the source of this 411-nucleotide messenger RNA. NCBI's taxonomy places the organism in Eukaryota, Metazoa, Nematoda, Chromadorea, Rhabditida, Trichostrongylidae. The record is from the annotation of a GenBank genome assembly.
AUGCUCUCUUUCAUUAUUUUUUCAGGACUUGAUUCUUCGGGUCAAUUGCAAUUGAAAAGGAGGCGCUCAACCAGCGACAGAACCUCAGUGAAGAAAUCCAGGGUCGAUCGAGAAGUGAAUGGCUCUCCAACAUUUUCCGACAUGGAUGAUGACUCACUCACUUCUGCAGACAGCAAAUGUUGUGAGGAAAACAAGAACAUCCUUGCCAUUGUCCAAAGAAUGGAGAUUCAAUCUCGUGCUGUGGAACGCUUGGUACAGCAUUUGAACACCAUGUGUAGGAAUGGUUUUGUUCCAACAGAUGGGUCAUUGGAAAGGAAGGUCAAAUUUCAACUGUUCGACAUCUUGUCUGAACUCCGCUCUCAAAAACUGGUAAUUCAUUCGUUGGUGAGUUUUAUUUUGUUGUUGAAAUAG